This is a messenger RNA of Amborella trichopoda, 3658 nucleotides long. RefSeq names its product plasma membrane ATPase 1. Gene Ontology annotation, cellular component: membrane. The record is from RefSeq and is a predicted model, not a curated record. Gene Ontology annotation, biological process: proton export across plasma membrane. Gene Ontology annotation, molecular function: P-type proton-exporting transporter activity; ATP binding; ATP hydrolysis activity. NCBI's taxonomy places the organism in Eukaryota, Viridiplantae, Streptophyta, Magnoliopsida, Amborellales, Amborellaceae.
UUAAUGUUGGGGAAAUUCAAAACUUUCUCUCUCUACAAUUUUCUCUCUCUAGUCACUGACGUUCUCUCUCUACAACUCUCUCUCUCACCGUUGCAGGCCGGGCGGAUUUGCAGAGGCGCUAGGGUAUUGUCAUUUUCCCCAUGGAACUUUUCGCUCUCAUCAACGGCGUGGAUUUGUCUCCAAGGCAUCGAGUUAUAUAUACGCUUUCUCUUUCUGUCUCUAGUCCCCCGACUUGGAAUCCAGGGUUUGAGUCGAUUUGGAUCGAACCCCUGGUCUCCCCGAUAAUUUUGAUGCAGAAUGGGUAAAGGUCUACAUUUGUGAAGGAAUUUGGAUUCUUGAAAUACUGAUUAGGGUUUUCAAGGGUUAUUGAUGCAGAGAGAGGUUUCUUAGGGGAGAAUGGGCUUGACGAUUUAAUGUGAAGAAAUUUGAGUUGAAGGGGCCUUUGGGCUCAUUUUUGAGAGUUUUGAAUUGUUUCUGGUGGUUUGGAGACUGCAAAGAGGAAUUGCAGAAGGAUCUUUUUGGAGUAGGUUGAAUCUAAAAGAGUCCAAUAUGGAUGAAAAAUCAAUUGCUCUUGAUGCUGUGAACAAGGAGGCGGUCGACUUGGAAAACAUUCCCAUUGAAGAAGUUUUUGAAAGUCUUGAAUGCACACAAGAAGGCCUGACCUCUGAAGCAGUUCAGGAACGCUUAGAACUGUUUGGAUACAACAAACUUGAAGAAAAGAAGGAGAGCAAACUCCUAAAAUUUUUAGGAUUUAUGUGGAAUCCACUCUCUUGGGUCAUGGAAUCUGCGGCCAUCAUGGCAAUUGCUCUUGCAAAUGGAGGGGGCAAGGAUCCAGAUUAUAUUGAUUUCUGUGGAAUCGUGAUAUUGCUUGUUAUCAACUCCACUAUAAGUUUUAUUGAAGAAAACAAUGCAGGGAAUGCAGCUGCUGCUCUUAUGGCACGGUUGGCACCAAAAGCGAAGGUCUUGCGAGAUGGACGAUGGAGCGAAGAAGAUGCUUCUGUGUUGGUUCCAGGGGACAUAAUUAGCAUCAAACUCGGAGAUAUCGUUCCUGCUGAUGCUCGUCUUCUUGAAGGGGAUCCUUUAAAAAUUGAUCAGUCUGCCCUUACUGGAGAAUCACUGCCAGUGACCAAGAAUCCAGGUGAUGGCGUUUACUCAGGUUCGACCUGCAAGCAAGGUGAAAUUGAAGCAGUUGUCAUUGCUACUGGGGUUCACACAUUUUUUGGCAAAGCUGCUCAUCUUGUGGACUCUACAACACAUGUUGGGCAUUUUCAAAAGGUUUUGACUGCAAUUGGGAAUUUCUGUAUUUGCUCGAUUGCGGUUGGUAUGGCUAUUGAGAUUGUUGUAAUUUAUGGGCUUCAAGGGAGAGGGUACCGUGUUGGUAUUGAUAACCUUCUGGUUCUUCUCAUUGGUGGAAUCCCAAUUGCAAUGCCCACUGUUCUUUCUGUUACAAUGGCUAUUGGAUCACAUCGCUUAUCUCAACAGGGUGCCAUAACAAAACGUAUGACUGCCAUUGAAGAAAUGGCCGGAAUGGAUGUCCUCUGCAGUGAUAAGACUGGAACUUUAACACUUAACAAGCUUACUGUGGACAAAAAUAUGAUUGAGGUGUUUGCAAAAGGUAUAGACAAGGACACAGUUGUAUUGAUGGCUGCAAGGGCCUCAAGGACAGAAAAUCAAGAUGCCAUUGAUGCUGCAAUUGUAGCAAUGCUUUCUGAUCCUAAGGAGGCACGAGCUGGUGUUCGAGAAGUUCAUUUUCUUCCGUUCAACCCUACGGACAAAAGAACUGCACUAACUUACUUAGACAAAGUGGGUAAAAUGCAUAGAGUGAGCAAAGGUGCGCCUGAACAGAUUCUCAAUCUAGCAAGGAACAAAUCAGAGAUAGAACGACGUGUUCACACCAUAAUUGACAAAUUUGCUGAGCGCGGUCUUCGAUCUCUUGGUGUUGCCUACCAGGAGGUACCUGAGGGCACCAAAGAAAGUCUCGGAGGACCUUGGGAAUUUGUUGGCCUUCUUCCUCUAUUUGAUCCUCCCCGCCAUGAUAGUGCUGAAACCAUCAGGAGAGCCCUUGAUCUGGGUGUCAGCGUUAAGAUGAUCACAGGUGACCAAUUAGCUAUAGCAAAGGAAACCGGCCGUCGGCUGGGCAUGGGUACAAAUAUGUACCCUUCUUCAUCUUUGUUAGGCGAAAGCAAGGAUGAGUCUAUUUCAGCACUCCCAAUUGAUGAACUCAUUGAGAAGGCUGAUGGUUUUGCUGGGGUGUUUCCAGAGCACAAAUACGAGAUUGUGAAGAAAUUGCAAGCUAGGAAGCACAUAUGUGGAAUGACAGGUGAUGGGGUCAAUGAUGCACCUGCACUUAAGAAGGCAGAUAUAGGAAUUGCAGUGGCAGACGCAACCGAUGCAGCUCGAAGCGCCUCUGACAUAGUCCUAACAGAGCCAGGAUUGAGCGUCAUCAUCAGUGCUGUUCUGACCAGCCGUGCCAUUUUUCAGAGGAUGAAGAAUUAUACGAUAUAUGCUGUUUCGAUCACAAUACGUAUUGUGCUAGGGUUCAUGUUGCUCACAGUUUUCUGGAAGUUCAACUUCCCUCCUUUCAUGGUUCUUGUGAUUGCCAUUCUAAAUGAUGGUACUAUAAUGACCAUCUCAAAGGACAGGGUCAAGCCUUCACCAGUUCCUGACAGUUGGAAACUGUCAGAAAUCUUUGCCACAGGAGUUGUUCUUGGCAGUUAUCUGGCUCUGAUGACUGUUAUAUUCUUUUGGGCAGCCUAUGAAACUCCAUUUUUCAAUCACAACUUUGGUGUCAAAAGCUUUAUGAAGAGGGAUCAAAUCUCACAACAAGAUAAAGAUCACAACACUGAAAGGCUGGCUUCUGCUGUGUAUCUACAAGUGAGCACCAUCAGUCAGGCCUUGAUAUUUGUCACUCGCUCAAGGGGCUGGUCUUUCCUCGAACGACCUGGUCUGCUACUUGUGAUCGCCUUUGUGAUUGCUCAAUUGAUAGCCACUGUGAUAGCCGCCCUUGCAACCUGGAAGACUGCUGGUAUCAGGAAGAUUGGUUGGGGAUGGACUGGUGUUAUUUGGCUCUACAACAUUGUGACUUACAUGUUCCUUGAUGUUAUUAAGAUUUGCGUACGCUACAGCCUCAGUGGAAAAGCCUGGGACUUAGUCCUCAACCAGAGGACGGCAUUUACCAACAAGAAGGACUUUGGGCGUGAAGCUCGUGAGGCUGCAUGGGCACAUGAGCAAAGAACCCUACAUGGCCUGCAAUCUGUUGAGACUAAAACGUUUAGUGAGAGAACCACUUUCAGGGACAUCAAUCUCAUGGCAGAGGAGGCAAAGAGGCGUGCCGAGAUCGCAAGACUGAGGGAGCUUCAUACUCUGAAAGGCAGAGUGGAAUCAUUUGCAAAACUCAAGGGACUGGACAUCGAUGCUAUAAAUCAACACUACACAGUAUAGAGUUGUUCUUUGAACUUAUUCCUGUAUCCAUUUCUUUUUUUCUUUUUUUUUUGGAACAUUAAGCCACUAUUAAAGAGGAACGAGGGGCCGGUAUUAGUUUCUUGAUCAAAGUUUAGAGAUGAAAAGCACCUCUCGAUUAUAUAAUGAUUGUUCAUAUAUGUUCAGCCUUGCAGUGAUUCCUACAUUUCUGAAUAAAUUAUAUCACCAUGUUUCUCUC